AUGCGGAGAUCAACACUGUUAUCGUUCGCGAAUGCCAGCGUCCUCCUCCUCCUAGUCCUGUUCUGCCACGUCCACACUGCGUUCUCUGCAGAAGAAGAGACGCAAUACGUAACAUAUACCAACUUAGAUGGAGAGACGCUUUACUUGGAUGUCAACAGGGAACCCUCGUUAUACACAAAACAGUAUGGAGACUGUCAGGGCGACUCGGUCAUAUCGGUUACGCGAUUUGACGCAGCAUAUUACAAAGACAACAUGACAAUCACUUUCAACCUGGGAGGAUAUACUCAAGUGGCCAACGAAAGUGUCAUCAUGUAUAUCGGCGUCUAUGCUUAUGGAGAGAACCGGUUCAAUCUCACGUUCGACCCAUGCUUUGCCAAUAUUCACACCGACGUCGCAGGCAUACCGGAACUGGCUCUUUCAAUCCCUGAUUUCGAAGGGCAGGCUAUACUGCGCAUCUUUGGCAACUCAACCCAGUCGCAGAUUGCUUGCUACUCUGCAGUCCUCACCAAUGGCAACUCCUUUUCUCACCCUACAGCAAUUGGCUCAACGGUCGGUUUCUUCGUUGUACUCGCAUUCGCGGCAUCUGUGGCCACGGCCAUGUACGGACAACACCUUCAAGAGACAAGGAAACACUAUGCACACUCUGUGUCUAUACUGGUGGUCUUCUCCGUUCUUCAGCAUGUCUUCUUCACAGGCGCGUUGUCGAUGAAUUUUCCUUCAGUACUAGUAGCCUUCUGGAGCAACUUUGGCUGGGCGUCGGGAAUGAUAUACAGUUCUUCUGUCCAGAGGUCAAUCGACCAGUUCAUCGGUAAUGAUAGAGGCAACAUCAGUAGUAUAGGGGCUCCGGCUUCUGGAGAAACCGCUGUCAACCUUGGAGGUGGUUAUUCAUUAUCGUCAAUUUACAGGAGGAAUUUGCCAUCUCUGCAGCAAAGAGCCGUUGCUAACACCACAACUGGCUUUUCCUGGUACGGAACUGAGGUUGCAGCUGGCCUGCCCUUGCCUGGUAACUAUUCUAGCUUUGCAGGGACUUUGAGUGAGCUGCACAUUCCUGCGUCGGCUGCCUUCUUGACUGGCUUAAUUUGGUUUCUGGUGUUGCUUGCGCUACUGGGCGGGGCAGUACUGUGUUUGAAGAUCGUCCUGGAGCUGUUCGCAGCAGCCAAGCUGAUAAAGACAGUACGCCUCGCAUUCUUUCGAGCCCAUUGGAUCUAUUGUGCAGCCAUUCUGAUCUUGAGGACAUGUUAUGUCGGAUUCUUCGUGAUGACUUUUCUCUCCCUGUUUCAAAUUAGUAUAGGUGGCGGAUCAGGCCCACUUGCCAUAGCAGCAAUAGUUUUCUGCUUAUUUCUGCUUGCUGUGGUCGGCAUAUCGAUAUAUGCUGUAUGGUACAGAUUGAGUGGCCAGCAGCUUCAAAAUGAACCCGAUAAGCUACAACUCAGAACUAAACCGAUCGGCUGGACAAGGGCGACCAAGACUCAAGAGCCGAAUGAUGAACGCAGGACGAUAGUUUCACUGCCAUGGAGACACAUCUACUUCAAGGAUACUCUGGAGCGUCCACAUGUUCACGACGACGAUGACUACCUUAUCAAGUUCGGCUGGCUUUCUGGAAGGUUUCGACGAAGCAAAUGGUGGUUCUUCUCGGCCUGGCUCAUCUACGAAUUGGUACGAGCAUGUUUCUAUGGUGGGGCCGCGGGAAGUCCGUUAAUCCAGGUGUUUGGUCUCUUGGCUUGGGAGAUAUUGUCACUGUUAAUCGUCUUCUUGGUUCGACCAUUUGAGAGCAACCGUCUCAAUAUGCUAAUGGUCUAUCUUCUGGGUUUCAGCAAGGUCGUUUCUGUUGCUCUUUGCGUAGCCUUUGAUCCUCGCUUCGGACUAGGAAGGAUUCUGACCACUGUUAUCGGCAUAGUCAUCAUCGUGAUACAGGGAGUUCUGAUCAUCUGCAUGCUAAUCGCCAUUGUCAUUGGAAGCGUCUCGAGCUGGAUGUCUCUUCGUCGGUAUCACGAAGAAUUUCAUCCGAGUAGCUUGACUAAGACCAGGACGAAAUACUUUGCACAUAUUGACCAGAAAGCAAGUGACAAGCCUUUGGUAAAGUCACCAAAGGCACGGCCGUCAGCGACGACUGAGGAGCUGAAGGAGCCAUACUUUGCCGUCUCAACCGUACGCAGACAAACGAAGAUAGAAGAUGAUGACCCCGAGAACAAAAGCUUCUUUGAGGAUGACGCUACGACGAUGGGAGGUAACAAUCGACAUUCCAUGGUACCAUCUACUAGACCUGGUAGUGUCAAGUCUCGCACGAGCGUGCCCACAUUGCCAUAUGGAGCUCGGCGACACCGAGCUAGCUGGAGCACUCGAGACUUCUCUCAAGCUGGUUACGAGGCAGAACAUAUUCCGUCGGGUAUGCAUUCGCGGAUGAGCCUGGAGAGCAUGCGUGAUGCGAACAGAGAUAGCACAGGGAUGCCGGCUCGAAAGAGAGGCUCAAGUGUACGUCACUCAUGGACCAAUGAUCCGUCGCUUGUCGAUAUAGCCAGUGCAGGAGUUGAGAGUCCGCCAAACUCAUAUCAAACACGGCAUGUUAAAAGCCAAUCAGUAUCGCAGAACCAACUGCAAGCAAGAUACAUGAACGAGGAAGAGCAAGAGAGACAGCGUCCAACAACGAGCAGACACUGA
This is a messenger RNA of Lithohypha guttulata, 2658 nucleotides long. RefSeq lists its product as uncharacterized. The record is from RefSeq and is a predicted model, not a curated record. Gene Ontology annotation, cellular component: membrane. Lineage: Eukaryota; Fungi; Ascomycota; Eurotiomycetes; Chaetothyriales; Trichomeriaceae. The transcript has 2 exons. Gene Ontology annotation, biological process: transmembrane transport; fungal-type cell wall biogenesis. Bases 1 to 2658 code for a protein of 885 amino acids.